UUCGCCUCUUGUCCGGGACCUGACCUCUCCGGAAUCACGGCGAAGCUGCGGUGCACGAUACUCUCCGGCAACCAGCCGCCGUUAUGGGCCUCUUUAAGUUCACAUGUGCGAUCAUUACCAGAGCGUUAUUUAUCCUCGUCUCCCUGGCCGGGGUCGGGAGGGUGACAUGGGUGAAGAACGACCACUACUGGUUCCUGACUAUCCUCUUUCUGCCGCUUGUCUUUGAACUGAUAAUAACUCUGAAGAGGCGAAAGGGAGAAGAUUACAAAUGGUUUUCUCCCCCUAUCUUUCUGUUUCUCAUCAGUAUCAUUCCCUCUAUCUGGAUCCUGGAGCUCCACCACCGGCAGAACAAAGCCAGGGACCCCCAGUGCAAAAAUCUCGACUCUUGGGAGAAUGUGCGUAAAGUGAUCACUCUAAACGAGACCUUGGGUAACUUCACAUACCAGAGCUACGUGAAGAAUUUUAAGCAGGUGUUAUCGACAGUCUGUUCCAAUAAUUGGAUCCUGGCUCUCCAUCAGAUCGCGCUCAUCCUCCUCAUCGUGGGGAAGUGGCUGCUCCCCCUGGGAGGCGGAGUCACCCGUGACGAGCUCUCGCAGCUUCUCCUAAUUUUUGUUGGCACGGCGGCAGACAUCCUCGAAUUUACUAGUGAGACGCUGUCAGAUGUCAAAGAGAACAGUUCCCAGCUGGUCUACAUCAUCUUAGCUGUAUGGACUUGGAGCAUGUUGCAGUUCCCACUACAUCUGGCUGUGGUCACCUCUGGGCCAAGCAGUGAGGGUGAGCAGGGCGUCCGAGAGGCUUCUCUCUUUACUAAACACAGCAAGGACAUUUGGAGCAUCAUGGAGACACUGUUCAUCCAGGAUGGGCCUUUUCUGGUGGUCAGGCUCACUGUCAUGACCUACUUUGACGUCUUCCACCAGAUGCUGGUUUUCUUCGCCAUCAAGAACUUUCUGGUGGUCAUACUGAACUUGUACAGGAUGGCUGUUAUAUGGCAGGACUUCAGACCUUCCACCAGUAGCACCGGCCGUGACGUCGCUGUCCAAUGAGUUGGAUUUGUCAGCGUUUAACAGUUAUAGCAGGCCGACAAAAACUGCAGCUGGAGCAAGAAAAGAAGGAAACGCUUGCUACUGUUUUCUUCUCACAGUGUUGACUCUGAGAAAUCAAUUAGUUAUAGAUAAAUAAUGCUGUGGUGAGCAGAUAACUGUGAGUAACUAUUCUCGUAUUCUAGCAAGGACAAAGUUGUCGAGUUCACAUUCCCAACUGCACUGCCCAGCAUUUUGAAAGCUCAUUCCAAAACUCAUACUUCACCUCAUUGACAUUUCAGUCCCUCUGAACCUUAAAUGUGACUAUGUGUUCAUGAACAGGCUAAAAUCUGGUUUUAGUCACAUACAAAGAGUCCUUGCUGAAUGUAUCUGGUUUGACAGAAUAACUGAUGUGACAUCAAAAUAAAAGAAACGACUGGCAAGGGGGCACAGAGGAGAAGAAGGAAGCAGAGCAGAACAGGAAAAAGAUCCUGGUGAAAAAUAUCCUGCUACCAUCAAAUAUAAACAGAUAACGCACAUUACUAAGCAUGCCAGCAUUAUACAAUGUACGAAGGUAGACCCCAAGCACGACAAUCUGCUUAUCAAUGCAGCUGCUAUAGUAACCGAAGCCAGGCUACCGCUUGGAUAAGAAUUUCUAACAGUAUGAGGUAGGGAGAACGAGAAGAGAGGAAGACAGAGAGAUAUACUAGGUGAAAUAAAGGCUCUUGAGUGUUGACAGAAGCUGAGAUUGGAGGAAACUGUUCCUGGUCUUAACCAAGGUAGGAAGUUAAAACUUCCUAUCCUGUGGUAGUAAGCUUUUCAAUAAAAACCACUCUAUCAAAAGCUGAUAAGGAUUUUGUUUCAGUGAAGGAGACCAUGAAUUAUGAUCUUUUUACCAUUUAAAUGGGCAAGAAAUCAGGAAGACAAGAGGGAAAACACUAUUUUUCCAGUUUGACUGAUGUUAUUUUGUUCCUCUUGGAUAAUUGCCCUUUAAAAAUAAAUAAGAAACAGGUUAUCCACAGGUCAAAAAAACAUUGUAUUUGUUAUCUGAAAGCCAUUCUAUCCCUACUGUUACUCUUGGAAAACACUGUCUAACUUUAUGACAUGCUAGAAAGUAAUUUGUGCAAUAUCUUUGAAAAUAAAGAUACUGAAGACAUAAAAAUGCACUUAGGCAAACAGCUCAGUUUGAGUUGUGUGCGUGGCACACCCUUUGAAACCGUGAAUUAUUGUAGGCUCUAUAGUGCCAAAAAAAUCAGUAUUAUGACUCCCUGGUUUAUGUGAAGAUGUUUAGAAGACAUCCUCAAGACACAGUGUAAAUUUUAACUUGUUUAUUGUUUUUGCCAUGUGAUCUUUUUAAUUUUUUAUCUGGAAUAUCCCAAAAACCGUCUUAUCUCUACCAUAUAAAAUAAUCAUUGUCAUAUGUUAAUGUGAAUUGGUUUGACACAGCCCAAAUAAAACUAU
This is a messenger RNA of Xiphias gladius (swordfish), 2480 nucleotides long. Its product is annotated as transmembrane protein 26-like. Bases 84 to 1043 code for a protein of 319 amino acids. The record is from RefSeq and is a predicted model, not a curated record. The transcript is spliced from 6 exons. NCBI's taxonomy places the organism in Eukaryota, Metazoa, Chordata, Actinopteri, Istiophoriformes, Xiphiidae.